Molecule: messenger RNA, 5725 nt
Organism: Nasonia vitripennis (jewel wasp)
Lineage: Eukaryota; Metazoa; Arthropoda; Insecta; Hymenoptera; Pteromalidae
Product: probable multidrug resistance-associated protein lethal(2)03659
Exons: 14
Coding region: 496-4665 (1389 amino acids)
Biological process (GO): transmembrane transport
Cellular component (GO): membrane
Molecular function (GO): ATP binding; ATP hydrolysis activity; ABC-type transporter activity
Source: RefSeq, a predicted model, not a curated record
AUAUAGUCCGAGUUGUCCGACGCGUCGCGUACAGCUGUUCACAGUCCCGAGUCCGGACCACCAAGGUCAGCUUCUGGGAAUCUGCCGAUAUAUAGGUACAUACACACGGCCACAUUAACGACGAUAGACGAGGAGGAGGAAGAAGCAACUUCUCGCGAGCGCGAAUAGAGCGGACAGCGGGAACAAGCGAGAGAGGGAUCGCGAGGAGCUCCGGGUCACGUGUCCGAUUCGGGGGUUAGCGGCAGAGCGGCUCUCCCGAUGACUCGCGCCGCCAGUCGGCUCGCGGACUUGCCACGGUCAGCAACACGCAGCUGCUAUACUCCGCCGUCGGAUCGUCAAACUGCUCUCUCUCUCUCUCUCGCUCUCUCGCUCUCUUCGACUCUCUUUCACUCGCGCGCCGCGCUUCUGUGCUGGAGGGGAAGAAGCGCCGACUGUUAUGGGAGACGCGUCGAUAUAGUGCCAAGUUCUUCCGAUAAAUAGUGGCCAAGUGGAAAAAUGGACGGCAAGGUACACGCACAGAGGCCAAAGAACCCAAGAGAAGGGGCUAAUCCACUAAGCACACUAACUUUUGGUUACAUCCUUCGACUAUUUUGGGUAGGCUACCGCAGGGAUCUUGACAUUCAAGAUCUCUACGAGCCGCUGAAAGAGCACACGAGCAAUCGAUUGGGCGAGAAAAUAGCAAGACUAUGGGAGCAGGAGUGUCAGCGCGUCAAGAAGAAACAGGAGACAAAGGCGAAGAACGGCAAAAAUGAUAAGAAACUCGAGCCCAGUUUACUUCGAGUCCUCUUGAGAUGUUUCGGUUUCAAGCUGAUGCUCUACGGAGUCCUACUGGCGUUUAUGGAGAUCGUCCUCAGAUUGCUGCAGCCGAUAUUCCUAUCCCUGCUGAUCGGCUACUUCAGAGUGCCCAGCUCGUACGUGCCGAUCAACGCCACAAGAGGACACACGUAUCUCAACGAGUCGCAAAAGUCAUCCGGCGCCGGCGACAUCGACGAGCCCAGAUCGGUUUCUCAGCCACUGCUCCUGGCGCGUCUGCUCAAGUACUUCAAAAGUGACAGCGAAACGACGGCCGAAGAGGCCUACCUCUACGCCGGUGGUGUCGUCCUCUGCUCUGCCUUAAACGUCCUCGUGAUCCAUCCGUACAUGAUGGCCAUUCUUCACAUGGGCAUGAAGAUGCGAGUGGCCUGCUGUACUCUGAUCUACCGCAAGUCUCUGAAGCUCUCGCGCACAGCUCUGGGAGAGACCACCGUAGGUCAGGCGGUGAAUCUCCUCUCGAACGAUGUGAACCGCUUCGACGUUGCCACGAUCUUUCUCCACUACUUAUGGAUAGGUCCAUUGGAGACCAUCAUCGUUAUGUACGUCAUGUUUAACGAGGUUCAGGAAUCAGCGAUCAUCGGAGUCGCCACGCUGCUUAUGUUCAUACCGCUGCAAGGCUUCCUUGGGAAGAAAUCCAGUUCUCUCAGGUUAAAAACUGCGAUUAGAACGGACGAAAGGGUCAGGCUGACAAACGAAAUCAUCUCCGGAAUACAGGCGAUCAAGAUGUACACCUGGGAGAGACCGUUCAGUGCGUUGAUCGCCAAAGCUAGAUACAACGAAAUCAAGGUCAUCAGGGGCAUGUCGUACAUCAGAGGAGCUAUAAUGUCGUUCAUUAUAUUCUCAACGAGGCUGUCAUUGUUCAUCACCAUCCUGGCAUAUGUGCUAUUCGGAAACCACAUUAACGCCGAAAUCGUAUUCAUGUUGACAGCCUAUUAUAAUAUUUUGAGGACGAACAUGACUGUAUUCUUCCCACAAGGAAUAACCCAGGUAGCCGAGGUGAUGGUUUCCAUCCGUCGUCUCCAGCGAUUCAUGUUGUACGAAGAGGUCUCAACCCGAGCCGAUCGUAGUUUAAUUUACCGAAAGCCUCGCUCGGACGACGCUGCGAAAAAGGCUAAGAAAGACAAGAAAGACAAAGCCAACGGUAAAACCAUCGAGGAGUUCACCCCUGUUGAUGACCCCGAUGCCGACGACGGCUCCGUCAAGUUGGAACACGCUUCGGCCAAAUGGCUCGACUUCGUGAAAGAGGACACGCUGCACGACAUCAACCUGGAGGUGAAGCCCGGAGAGCUAAUCGCCGUCGUGGGUCAGGUCGGCUCCGGCAAGUCCAGUCUGCUCAACGUUAUUCUGAAGGAACUGCCUCUCACUUCUGGCACAGUUCAGGUCAAUGGCCAGAUCGCGUAUGCGAGUCAGGAGCCUUGGCUGUUCGCCGGCUCGGUGCGACAGAACAUUCUGUUUGGCCGGAAAAUGGAUCAGCACAAGUACGAGCACGUUGUGAAAGUGUGCCAGCUCAAGAGGGACUUCAGGCUGUUACCUUACGGAGACAAAACUAUUGUCGGCGAAAGAGGCAUUAGCCUUUCCGGCGGUCAGCGCGCGAGAAUAAACUUGGCCAGAGCUGUUUACUCCGACGCGCCGAUUUAUGCCUUCGACGAUCCGCUGAGUGCCGUUGACGCUCACGUAGGAAAGCACAUGUUCGAUGAGUGUAUCGCGAAGUACUUGAAGAACAAAACGAGGAUUUUAGUUACCCAUCAACUGCAGUACCUGAGAACUGUCGAUAGGAUCAUUGUAUUAAAGGAUGGGGAGAUCAAAGCCGAAGGAUCCUUUGAUUCACUUGUCGCACGAGGCGUGGACUUCGGUCGCCUGCUUGAAAGCCAAACUGACAAACCCCACGCUGACGAUACCGGCUCGCUACCCCCAAGCCGUGGAACUUCUCGUCAAGGCAGUAUCACUUCUCUCAGCUCCUUCAUGACCAAUGAGAACAACCUUUCAUUCGACGACCCGAAGGAGGAGGAUGAGAUGCGCAGCUCUGGUAACGUCGGCGGCUGGGUCUACAAGGGCUAUUUUAGCGCCGGUGGUAAUUGCUGCAUUAUUGUCACUAUUUUCGUCCUCUUCAUCCUCGCCCAGUUUUUCGCCAGCGCUGGCGAUUUCUUCAUUUCUGAAUGGGUCAAGAUGGAGGAAAAAUCACCGUGGGUAGAAGGACCAAACGGCACUAUAGUACCAGACUGGAAAGGCCCGAUCUCCCGCGACAACUGCAUCUAUAUAUACAGUGGCAUAACCAUAUUGACGAUUGUCGUGACGCUGGUCCGUUCCUCAGCCUUCUUUGAUAUGUGUAUGCGCGCCUCACGAAACCUCCACGACGCGAUGUUUACCUCGAUCAGUCACGCUACCAUGCGAUUCUUCAACACAAACACGUCUGGUCGUAUCCUCAAUCGAUUCUCCAAGGAUAUGGGUGCGGUCGACGAGCUCCUGCCCAUUGCCCUCAUCGACUGUCUGCAAAUUGGACUAACACUCGUUGGUAUCAUUGUCGUUGUGGCGAUUUCCAAUCCAUGGCUCCUCAUACCCACCGUCCUGAUCAGCAUCGUCUUCUACUACCUUAGGGUUAUUUAUAUAGCGACUGGAAGGAGUGUGAAGCGACUGGAAGGAGUUACUCGAUCACCGGUAUUCGGACACUUGAGCGCAAGUCUUCAAGGAUUGGCAACGAUCCGUGCAUUCGACGCCGACGAGACUCUCAUCAACGAAUUCGAUCAACACCAGGAUCUGCACUCGUCAGCUUGGUUCAUCUUCAUCGCCACAUCUCGUGCCUUCGGCUUCUACCUCGACGUAUUUUGCCUACUCUACAUAGCUGUAGUAACAAUGAGCUUCUUCAUAUUAGGAGACGAAAAGGCUGAUGGCGGAUCCGUGGGUCUAGCCAUAACCCAAAGCAUUGGUCUUACUGGCAUGUUCCAGUGGGGAAUGAGACAAAGCGCAGAGUUGGAAAACCAAAUGACUUCUGUGGAACGUAUGUUGGAAUACAGCAAUCUCCCAAGCGAGCCACCACUAGAGAGCAUCCCAGAGAAGAAACCGAAACCCGACUGGCCCUCAGAAGGCAAGAUUGAGUUCAAGUCGGUCUUUUUACGCUACUCACCGUUAGACCCGCCUGUUCUCAAGAACCUCAACUUUGUCAUUCAACCAAAAGAAAAGAUCGGCAUCGUUGGACGUACUGGUGCCGGAAAAUCUUCUCUUAUUCAAUCGCUAUUCAGGUUGGCGGACGUACAGGGUCGCAUUGAAAUCGACGAAAUUGAGACAAGUGAAAUCGGUCUCCACGACCUACGUGGAAAGAUCUCCAUCAUCCCUCAGGAACCGUUCCUGUUCUCGGGCACUCUGCGCAAGAAUCUUGACCCGUUUGAUAGCUACGAGGAUUCAGUGCUCUGGCAGGCACUUGAGGAGGUUGAGCUCAAGGAGAUGGGCCUGACAGCGCAUAUCAACGAAGGUGGCAGUAACAUGAGUGUCGGUCAGAGACAGCUGGUCUGUCUUGCUCGUGCCAUUGUCAAGAAUAACCCUAUUCUAGUGUUAGACGAGGCCACGGCAAACGUUGACCCAAGAACCGACGAACUCAUUCAAAAAACCAUUCGAACCAAGUUUGAGAAGUGUACGGUGCUCACAAUAGCCCAUAGACUUAAUACUGUUAUGGAUAGCGAUCGCAUAUUAGUUAUGGACGCCGGAACUGCUGUGGAAUUUGAACAUCCUUAUAUCCUCCUGCAAAAGGAAUCUGGUUAUUUAAGGAGUAUGGUCAAUGAGACGGGAAAGAACAUGGCCGAAGCUCUCAUGACUGUCGCCGAAAACGCUUACAACUCCACCAGUAACACAGCUCUUUAGAGUGCCACUCAUCAUUCAGUUCGUGCACCAGUAUUUGCCACAGUAGUACUCGUGACGUCUUAAAAGUUGUUCGUUUAUUUUCAAACGCACGCCCCCGAAUUCUCAUUAGAAAAGAAAAUACGAAAUAAAGAUAAUAUAGGAGCAUGAACGCGAAACACAGCGCGCCGCUCGACAAACUCGAACGCUGAUGUGUAAAAAAUGGCACAGUAUUACUUCGUAACAGAUUUUUAUACGUCUUCUAUAUAUUAUUAUAUAUAUGAUUGUUGUUUUCAUUGUUGCAUUCGUGUAGAACUUGAAAAGAGCUGUCUGUCCUCGUAUUACAUACACAUUUGUACAUUUACUUUUGAUGUUUGUGGUUAUUUAGCAAUGCGUUUAAAUGUUAUUUAAAGGAAGAGACAUGAGCAAACAUUGGUGCUAAACCAAGUACAUAGAGAUAUAUUUACACAUAUUUUAAAUAUACAUGAUGUAUAUUUUUUCAUGAUGUCCGGUGCUUUUUGAUGAAAUGUGUACCUCCUCGCCAGAGAGGCUAAGCCUUGCAACUUCUUUUUAGAAUAAAUUUUUUAGGACUAAUGCUCGCUCCCAUACAAAGACAAUGAGCACAGACGCCCGAAUAGACUUAACGGAUUUAAUCUAAGUUUGAUACUUAAAAGGUUACUUCGCGUGCCAUUGUGAUUCUAAAGGGUCUUCGUAACGAGAGAGACGUUCCUAUUCUUAAGCGAGGCGAUUAACUCUCGCCCUCUUAACUGAAACUACUUUGAACUUAACAAGAGAAAGCUCGUGUUCAGCCAUGAAAAUCAAAUCUGAUUUUUAUCAUUAUACUAUUAUUAUUACGAUUAUUGUAACAAGAUAGAUGUAUCGUUAUUACGAUUAUUUUUAAGGUUUAUGUAUCGAUGAUAACAAUUCACGAAAUGGGAGUGAGUUGUCUUAAGUACAAGUGCCUGUACACUAAAUCAUGAAUACAAAUUUCUAUUUGUACUAUAUUAAAUACUGUUGUAUGUCUUAAGUACAAGUGCCUGUACUCUAAAUCAUGAAUACAAAUUUCUAUUUAUACUAUAUUAAA